This is a messenger RNA of Frankliniella occidentalis (western flower thrips), 1197 nucleotides long. RefSeq names its product phytanoyl-CoA dioxygenase, peroxisomal-like. Gene Ontology annotation, molecular function: phytanoyl-CoA dioxygenase activity. Lineage: Eukaryota; Metazoa; Arthropoda; Insecta; Thysanoptera; Thripidae. The record is from RefSeq and is a predicted model, not a curated record. Bases 168 to 1106 code for a protein of 312 amino acids. Gene Ontology annotation, biological process: fatty acid alpha-oxidation. The transcript is spliced from 6 exons.
CAUGGCGGGAGUGCAUCGACCAGCAGUCGCAAGUCGUGCGCGAGAGCCUCUGGCCACCGGUGCGUCGUCUGAAAGCCCCACCCUGAGCCCGCGCAUCACCGUUGUCCAGCCUCACGGACAGCACGUGUGCCAUCACCCGGGAGCAGACGCCGAGGACCAACAGCAGCAUGGAGGUCGCGGCGAGUUCGGCGGGCCCGCUGCGGUACACGCUAGACAACCCUCGACUCACGUUCGAGCAGCGGAAGUUUUACGAAGACAACGGAUACCUGCUCUUCAAGAAACUCAUUGACGAAGACUUUCUGGAUGAGUGCAGGCAGCGGUUCGUGGACCUCUGCGACGGCCGCGUGUCCAAGGGCGGCAUGGUCCUCAUGAGGGACAUCUCCCUGGCCAAGCAGGGCGGCGCCUCGGGCGAGAGGCUGUACAACAAGCUGCAGGACUUUAUCUGGGACGACGUGCUGUCCCGGUACCUGCUGGCCCCCGAGGUGCUGGACAUCGCGGAGUGCAUGACCGGGCCUAACAUCAUGGCAGUGCACACCAUGCUCAUCAACAAGCCACCCGACUCGGGCCACCUUACGUCGCGGCACCCCAUGCACCAGGACCUGCACUACUUCCCAUUUCGCCCCGCGAACCGCAUCGUGGCCUCGUGGACCGCCAUGGAGGAUAUCCACGAGCGCAACGGCUGUCUGUUCGUCGUCCCGGGGAGCCACCGGGCGGGCGAGCUGUACCAACACGACUACCCGGACUGGGAGGGGGGCGUGAACAAGGCGUUCCACGGCGUCAGGGGCUUCGACGACUUCCCCAAGAAGAUGCUGACCAUGGCGAAGGGCGACACCGUCUUCUUCCACCCACUGCUCCUUCACGGCUCAGGCGCCAACCUCACCAAAGGCUUUCGCAAGGCUAUUUCCGGUCACUUCGCUGCCUCGGAGUGCCAUUACGUGGACGUGCGCGGCACGGUGCAGGAGGGCAUCGCGAAAGAGGUGGAGGAAAUGGGACAAAUGAGAAACAUGAACAUCAGUUUCCAGGACGCAUGGAGGAUACGGAGCAGGUGCGUGCGAGGCCGGGAGUCCACCAUGUCGAUGGAGCCAACCCUGCGCUCGCGCUACUGACGUGCUGGCGCUGGACCGGGGGGCGUGUGAUAUUACUUGUAUUAUGAAGCUGCUGUAAAUAAAUGAGUCAUCAUUGUAGGCUAAAACACAA